UGAAUCUCAUGCCAAAGUUAUUUUUGUAUGUAUAUGGAUCUAACUAAAUAAUCAAAUAUAUAUAUGUAUUAUUUGUACGGUAUAAAGCAAACCUCCGCCGCCUUUGCAGAAUUAAAAUUUGUCAAAUGUUGUGAUUUUAUUCCUGCUACCUCUAUCAGUAAAAUAUCUAAUGCAAGUUUUGCCUAAUGUAUAUUUGUACAAUUAAUGCGCGUUUAAGCUGUUGUGUCAGAAUACCAUACCGAGGUACAUGCAAAUUCGCUGGACAUACUUAUAAAAUUAUUUAAAAGCUACCAAAGCUAUGGCAAAAACAUACGAUUAUCUGUUUAAGCUGCUCCUAAUUGGUGAUUCCGGCGUAGGGAAAACUUGCAUUUUAUUUCGUUUUUCAGAAGAUGCAUUUAACACGACCUUUAUCUCAACAAUAGGUAUCGACUUUAAAAUUAGAACAAUUGAAUUAGACGGAAGAAAAAUUAAGCUUCAAAUAUGGGAUACUGCGGGCCAAGAACGCUUUCGGACAAUAACCACUGCUUAUUACAGAGGAGCUAUGGGUAUCAUGUUAGUUUACGAUAUUACACAAGAAAAAUCUUUCGAAAAUAUUAAAAAUUGGAUACGGAAUAUAGAAGAAAAUGCAUCCGCAGACGUAGAAAAGAUGCUAUUGGGUAAUAAAUGUGAACUCAAUGAUAAGCGUCAGGUUUCUCGGGAGCGAGGAGAGCAAUUAGCCGUAGAAUAUGGGAUAAAAUUCAUGGAGACAUCUGCUAAAGCCAGUAUCAAUGUGGAAGAAGCUUUUCUAACAUUGGCCAGCGAUAUUAAAGCAAAAAUGGAAAAACGAUUGGAAGCCAAUAAUCCACCAAAAGGAGGGCAUCAAUUAAAAUUCGCCGAAAAUCGAAAAACAGAAACUUGGCUAUCGAGAUGUAACCUACUCUGACGAGUUCAAAAAUUCGCAUAUUAUAAUACCAUACAUAAUUUUCAGAUGUUUAAAAGUUAAGUGAUUUUAUAAUUAAAAACGAAAAACUUUUACAACGUAA
Messenger RNA from Anastrepha obliqua, 1022 nucleotides. RefSeq names its product ras-related protein Rab-8A (gene Rab8). The record is from RefSeq and is a predicted model, not a curated record. The transcript is spliced from 5 exons. The coding region runs from base 299 to 922 and encodes 207 amino acids. Gene Ontology annotation, molecular function: GTP binding; GTPase activity. Gene Ontology annotation, biological process: cellular response to insulin stimulus; protein localization to plasma membrane; regulation of exocytosis. Lineage: Eukaryota; Metazoa; Arthropoda; Insecta; Diptera; Tephritidae. Gene Ontology annotation, cellular component: endosome; synaptic vesicle; trans-Golgi network transport vesicle.